Messenger RNA from Bombina bombina (fire-bellied toad), 1090 nucleotides. RefSeq names its product selenoprotein S (gene SELENOS). Bases 83 to 673 code for a protein of 196 amino acids. Gene Ontology annotation, cellular component: Derlin-1 retrotranslocation complex; endoplasmic reticulum membrane; Derlin-1-VIMP complex. The transcript has 6 exons. Lineage: Eukaryota; Metazoa; Chordata; Amphibia; Anura; Bombinatoridae. Gene Ontology annotation, biological process: endoplasmic reticulum unfolded protein response; retrograde protein transport, ER to cytosol. The record is from RefSeq and is a predicted model, not a curated record.
UCACCUUUUCUUAUGAUUGGCCAGUAUAAGGAAAACAGACAUCCCGGAUCCAGGAUAAGAAAGUGUAUUUGGGUUCUGUGGUAUGGAAUUGGGCCGGGGCGACGAAGGAGGAAAAGCGGAAGAAUGGGGUCCAAAUGCCGAGCAGCGUGGCAUAGAUCUAGACUGGAGCGGGUUUCUGCACGUUACAGUGGGCAACGUGCUGGCUAAUUAUGGAUGGUAUAUGCUGUUUGGACUCAUCAGUGUGUAUCUAGUGGCACAGAAAGUAUUUGAGAAUGUUCGACGUUUCCACAAACCUUCAAGCAAAGUUGAAGCAGAUCCCGAUGCUAUUGUCAGGAGACAGGAGGCAAUUGCUGCUGCUAGACUGAGAAUGCAAGAGGAACUCAAUGCCCAGGCAGAAAAAUACAAAGAAAAGCAAAAACAGUUGGAAGAAGAGAAGAGGCGCCAGAAGAUUGAGAGCUGGGAGAGCAUGAAAGAAGGAAAGAGUUAUAAAGCACCUACCCGUCUGAGUCAGCCAGAGAGCCCAGCCCCUAGCAAUUCUGCACCCUCAUCUGCUCCAAAUCCCAAACCUGAACGGAAACCUCUAAGAGGGAGUGGUUAUAACCCAUUGACUGGUGAUGGUGGAGGAACAUGCGGCUGGAGACCAGGAAGACGAGGCCCUUCUUCAGGGGGAUGAGGUUAAGCUCCUUGCUGGAGUUUUCUUUUCAAACAAACCAGCAAGGUCACAUGUCAGAGUAAUCUGCGCAUCGUAGCAUUCAUUACAGUGGAUCUCCGAUGGCAUUCAUGUGAUAUCUUUAACAAAAGAAGUGUCUGGAUGUACAAUGUAUUAUUACAUGUGUGCCAACUCAUCACAAGAAGAGACGUUUGUCACUUAAACAUGCGACAUUAUCUUUAAUGAGAUCUCAUCUGGCUGUAUAGGUGAUGCCUUUUACUUAUAUCACUGUGGAUGGAUGCUAUGAAUGAUGUUAUCCUUACAAAUGGCACUGGAGCCAAUGAGGGUGACUGAUGUAAUGCAGUGCAUAACACUCUGCCGUUUAUAUAUAAAAUUAUAUUUUGUCCUGUCUGUUGCUUCAAUAGAUGCUUUUCACAGUCA